Siniperca chuatsi (mandarin fish) is the source of this 8330-nucleotide messenger RNA. RefSeq names its product protein tyrosine phosphatase receptor type T (gene ptprt). Gene Ontology annotation, biological process: protein dephosphorylation. The transcript is spliced from 37 exons. The coding region runs from base 371 to 4903 and encodes 1510 amino acids. Gene Ontology annotation, cellular component: membrane. Lineage: Eukaryota; Metazoa; Chordata; Actinopteri; Centrarchiformes; Sinipercidae. The record is from RefSeq and is a predicted model, not a curated record. Gene Ontology annotation, molecular function: protein tyrosine phosphatase activity; protein binding.
CUCCAUUCCUUUUCCAACUCAACGUCAGUCUGUCAGAGACCCUCUGAGCGCACGCGCUCACACACACACACACUCACACACACUCUGUGCCCCUCUCACACACUUACGCGGGCACUGACGCACAAACACAGGCUCGCUCCGUCGGACCCGGGAGGAAAGGAAAGGAGAGAGCUACUGUUUAUUUGCCUCCAACUUCUCUCUUUGCUUCUACUUGUGUCUUUAUGUCUCUUCUUAUCCACCAAUGCGAGGAUUUUAUUACUGUUAUCACUGUUAUUAUCACUGUUGUCCCGAACUAAGGAAAACCAGUUUAAGGACCAGACGGGAGUAUGUAAAAUAAUCCGCACGACUGAGCAAAACAAGAAGAAAAGAAAUGGAUAAACGGAGUUAUUCUCUCGUUUUGCCCGCGGCUUUCCUCUACUUUGUACUUUUGGGAUUUACUGGCGCACAGUUUUUUCCAGGUGGCUGUACAUUUGAAGAGUCAUAUAGCAGCUGUGGGUACAGCGUUUCUCUAGGAACCAAUGGAUUUACCUGGGAACAAGUCAACUCCUGGGAAAAACCCACCAUGGACCCUGCUCUGCCUACUGGUUCGUUCAUGGUGGUGAACGCGUCAGGCCGGGCGUCGGGGCAGAAGGCUCACCUUUACAUGCCCACCCUGAAGGAGAAUGACACCCACUGCAUCGACUUCCUGUACUCCCUGUCCAGCCGGGACGGAGCCAGCCCGGGCACGCUCAACGUCUACAUCAAGGUGAAUGGAGGUGCUCAGGGUAACCCAGUAUGGAACGCCUCCGAUACUGUCACUGAAGGCUGGGUGAAGGCUGAGCUGGCCAUUUCUACAUUCUGGCCUAACUCCUAUCAGGUGAUAUUUGAAGCAGUUUCAGUUCAAGGCCAUCCAGGUUUCAUCGCCAUCGACGACAUACGAGUUCUGGCUCACCCCUGCCGUAAAGCACCUCACUUCUUGCGUCUGCAGAAUGUGGAGGUCAACGUGGGUCAGAAUGCUACGUUUCAGUGUACUGCUGGAGGAAAAUGGUCUCAGCAUGAUAAACUCUGGCUACAGCAGUGGAACGGUAAGGACACAGCGUUGAUGGUGACCAGGGUUGUGAACCACCGGCGUUUCUCUGCAACCGUCAGCGUCGGUGACACAUCCCAGCGCAGCACCAGCCGCUACCGCUGCGUCAUCCGAUCAGACGGCGGGUCAGGGGUGUCCAACUAUGCUGACCUCAUCGUUAAAGCUCCACCCACUCCCAUCGCUCCGCCUGAGCUUCUCGCUGUCGGCGCCACCUACCUUUGGAUCAAACCCAAUGCCAACAGCAUCAUCGGCGACGGGCCGAUCAUCCUGAAGGAGGUGGAGUACCGCACCACUUCAGGGAACUGGGCGGAGACGCACGUGGUGGACUCCCCCACUUAUAAACUGUGGCAUCUGGACCCAGAUGUGGAAUACGAGAUCAAGGUCCUGCUGUCCAGACCUGGGGAGGGAGGAACGGGGCCUCCGGGGCCGCCGCUGGUCACCAGGACUAAAUGUGCAGAUCCAGUCCACGGUCCCCAAAAUGUCAAUGUGGUGGAUGUCAGAGCCCGCCAGCUGACCAUACAAUGGGAGACGUUUGGGUAUGCUGUGACACGCUGCCACAGCUACAAUCUGACGGUGCAGUACCAGUAUGUGUUUAACCAGCAGGAGUUUGCAGCAGAGGAGUUGAUCCAGACGUCGUCACAUUACACCCUGAGGGGGCUGAGGCCCUUUGUCACGGUCAGGCUGCGGUUGGUCCUGGCCAACCCCGAGGGCAGCAAGGAGAGCGAGGAGAUAGUCAAACAGACAGAGGAGGAUGUGCCUGGCUCAGUGCCGAUGGAGUCGCUGCAGAAUACGCCCUACGAAGAGAAGAUCUUCAUGCAGUGGAAAGCUCCCAACGAGACCAACGGGGUCAUCACACUGUAUGAGAUUACCUACAAAGCCCUGAGCUCGUUGGACCCCAGCGCUGAUCUGACGACCCAGAGGGGACGGGUGUUCAAGCUGAGGAACGAGACCCAUCACCUGUUCGUUGGUCUUUACCCAGGGACCACCUACUUCUUCACCCUCAAAGCCUCCACGAACAAGGGCUUUGGCCCGCCCGUCACCACCCGCAUCACCACCAAGAUAGCAGCCCCCAUGAUGCCAGAGUACGAAUCUGAGGCUCCACUGAACGAGACAGAGACCACCAUCACCAUACUGUUAAAGCCCGCCCAAUCACGUGGUGCACCUAUCAGCUCCUACCAGCUCGUUGUGAAGGAGGAGCGCAAGUCCAAGACCCGCCGUGCCACCUCCGAAGCCCCCGAAUGUUUCUCUGCACCUGUCAGUUUCCGCAAUGCCUCCAUCUUGGACUCGCCCUACUACAUCGCUGCUGAACUGCCCCCAUCCAGCCUCACAGUUGUACAGCCAUUCACGGUGGGAGACAACAAGAGCUACGGCGGUUUCUGGAAUCCUCCGCUGUCACCAGCCAAGAGCUACAGCAUCUACUUCCAGGCCAUGAGCAGAGCUAAUGGGGAAACCAAAAUCAACUGUGUCCGCCUGGCUAACAAAGUGGUAAUAGGUAGGGGACAAAUAACAACGCCGUACAUUCUAGUCAUCCCAAGCGAAGGUGCAUCCACCCAGGACUCAGAUGCAAUGGAGCCAGAGAAGCAGGUGGACAGCACAGUGAAAAUGGCUGGAGUGAUCGCAGGAAUCCUCAUGUUCAUCAUCAUCCUCCUCGGCGUUGUCCUCACCUUCAAACGCAGAGAGAUUCACACAUGGAGAACUCUGAGCGUGGGAAAGUUGGCGAAGAAGCAGAAGGAGACUGCCAGCAGCUCCACCCAGCAGAGGGAGAUGGGUCCGGUCACCACAGCUGAUAAGAGCACCACUAAAGUCAGCACCCUGCACAAAGACGACCCCUUCUCCACUUCCAACCAGGACCUCAACGGAUUCACCUCCCCCUCUCCCUGCUCCUUCUCUGUGCAGGGAAGCAAGACACUGCAGAGCAAAUCCCUGCUGAAUUCCUACUACUCAGUGUCCAAAGAGCCAGUUCCAGCCACAACUUCUAUAGACAGUAGCCAGCCGUCACUCGCCCAGCCCUCUCUGACCCUGCAGAGUUUUCCCUAUGGAGGGUGUGAGUCUGUGGAGCUCUCCUACCAGAGUGGUCAGUUCCAGGCAGGCCAGUUUCAGCCAGCUAUUCGAGUUGCAGACCUCCUGCAACACAUAACCCAGAUGAAAUGUGGACAGGGCUAUGGUUUCAAGGAGGAAUAUGAGGCCCUGGCGGAGGGACAGACGGCGCCCUGGGAAACAGCCAAGAAGGACGAGAACCGCAACAAGAAUCGCUAUGGCAACAUCAUCGCUUACCCCUCAGACGAUCACACCAGAGUCCGACUGCAGCUGCUGGAUGGAGAUCCCCACUCUGACUACAUCAACGCCAAUUAUAUUGAUGGGUACCAUAGACCCAGACAUUACAUCGCCACACAAGGGCCCAUGCAGGAAACAGUGAGAGAUUUCUGGAGGAUGGUCUGGCAGGAAAACUCAGCCUCUAUCGUCAUGGUUACCAACCUGGUGGAGGUGGGCAGGGUGAAGUGUGUGCGUUACUGGCCGGAUGAGACAGAGGUUUAUGGAGACAUCAAGGUGACCCUGAUAGAAACUGAACCAUUGGCUGAAUAUGUCAUACGGACAUUCACCGUCCAAAAGAAGGGUCAUCAUGAGAUCCGCGAACUCCGUCAGUUUCAUUUCACCAGCUGGCCCGACCAUGGCGUUCCCUGUUACGCCACUGGACUGCUUGGCUUCAUACGACAGGUCAAGUUCCUCAACCCGCCUGAUGCUGGGCCUAUAGUGGCACACUGCAGUGCUGGUGCAGGAAGGACGGGCUGUUUCAUUGCAGUGGACAUCAUGCUGGACAUGGCAGAGAAUGAAGGUGUGGUGGACAUUUUCAACUGCAUCCGAGAGCUGAGAUCACAACGAGUCAACAUGGUCCAGACAGAGGAGCAAUAUGUGUUUGUCCACGAUGCCAUCUUGGAGGCGUGUCUAUGUGGGAAUACAGCCAUACCCGUGUGUGAGUUCAGAGCCAUUUACUACAACAUCAGCAGACUGGACCCACAGACCAACUCCAGCCAGAUUAAAGAUGAGUUCCAGACUCUGAACAUAGUGACCCCUAGAGUCCGUCCAGAGGACUGUAGUGUGGGUUUGCUACCCAGGAACCACGACAAGAAUCGCAGUUUGGAUGUUCUAUCAGCAGACCGAUGCCUGCCUUUCCUCAUAUCUGUGGAUGGAGAGAGCUCCAAUUACAUCAAUGCUGCAUUAAUGGAUAGCCACAAACAGCCAGCGGCCUUCAUUGUUACCCAGCAUCCUUUGCCAAACACCAUGGGCGACUUCUGGAGGCUGGUGUUCGACUACAACUGCUCCUCCAUUGUAAUGCUCAAUGAGAUGGAUGCAGCGCAGUUAUGCAUGCAGUACUGGCCAGAAAAGAGUUCGUGUUGCUAUGGUCCCAUUCAAGUCGAAUUCAUAUCGGCAGACAUCGAUGAAGACAUUAUCAACCGAAUCUUCAGGAUCUGCAACAUGGCCAGGCCACAGGACGGUUACCGCUUGGUGCAGCACUUCCAGUUCAUCGGCUGGCCGGCCUACAGGGACACCCCUCUCUCUAAACGUUCUAUCCUCCAGUUGGUCAGGAGGUUGGCUAAGUGGCAGGAGCAGUAUGACGGAGGAGACGGGAGGACCGUGGUACACUGCCUUACCGGUGGAGGGCGUUCUGGAACGUUCUGUGCCAUCUGCAGCAUCAAUGAGAUGAUCCAGCAGCAGAACAUUGUGGAUGUUUUCCACACCGUCAAAACACUGAGGAACAACAAGACUAAUAUGGUGGAGACUAUGGAACAGUAUAAGUUCUGCUAUGAAGUGGCGCUAGAGGCGCUCAGCUCCUUCUGAUUGGCUGUGAGCUGAAAUUCUCUUUUCUGAUUCGCCGUUGAAGCUGCCUGUCAUUCUCAACGCAACACUGGGAUACACAAAGUGCAAAACUGCUUUGUGUUGACCCGAACCCAACCUGUAAGCAUGUGUGCCUGUGUGUGUGUGUUUGAGUGUGUGAGAGGGCAUGCUUGGGUGCUUGCAUAUUUGAGUGUGUGUGUGUGUUUGUGUGUGUGUGUGUGUGUAUCUAUCUAUGUGUGUGCCUGUGACAACACACACACAACCUGUACAGAAGAGGGGAAAAAAGUGUCAAACAUACACACUGGUGAUUUUCAUGUGUGUUAUCGCUUCAGCGAGACUGGGGACUUUACAUGCUUGUACAAAGAAAAAAGAAAAAAUGAUGUGUUGAAAAACAAAAUCAGAUGUUUAAAAAAACGCAACUUUUUCCUUCUCUCUCUCUGUCCUCUCUGCUGGGCUGUGAUGUGACUAUUGUACAGUAUUAACUUUUUAGAUAUAUUCUACGCCUUGAAUGUUGUCUCCCUCUUAAGACUGGAUGCACACUCGAAGAUUUUUUGGGAACAUUCACAUUUAGCUGAGGUUCAAGUGAUGCCUUGACUCUGCAUUUUGGACUCCAAUAUUUAUCCACCCUGAGUAUUUAUAGAAAGUAAUGAAACUUGUUUGGUUGAGUUUAGCUGAAAUGUGGAUGUUGUUAUUGAUGAUUCACUUAGCUGGAUCAAAGCAAAAACCGUGUUAAUAUUUCUGGCAUUUUUCUUUGAAAUCACAAGCUGAUGAAUUUCCUUGCAGCUAGGGCCUCUUGACAUGCGUCACAUUUAAAUGCUAAUGAUACUUGUAAUUCAGUAAUUGGUUACAAAAAUUCUUAGUAUGGCUUCUUUUCCUUCAUACUGCAUCAAAGCAAAGUCAUUUAUGGCUUUCUUUUGACAAACAGUUUUGCUUUUACUGGGGGAAAAAACGGUUGCAAAUACUGUUAAAACAGGAAGAAGUGGCAUGCCACAGCACUAAACAGACAAAAGAAAAAAAGACCAAAUCUUGUUGUUGUUGUUAUCUCUGUUCCAGGUUUUUUUGUUUUGUUUUGUUUUGUUUUUUUAAUCGGGGUUGUAAGAAAAAAAAAGUUUCAUAAAUGUUUUUGGAUGGCUUUAUGUAAAGUCAAUCUGGUCAAAGUCUUAUAGUGUGCAUCCACCCUUACUGUAAAUAAGAUAAGACAACCACAGUCAAACAAACAGACAAACAACAUGCACCAGACACAUUACAAAUAAAGGUUAUCAUUUCAAAACACUAUCACUCUAAAAAGCUGUGUCAGUGUCAUUUUCAGCAACUCUGUGAUUAUGGUUUGGAAAAAAGUCUUAUGUCACCUUACUACAAACUGACAUGUUUAUAUUUUUGCAUAUUGUACAUUUAGCUGACGCCCACAUUCAGAGUGACCUACAAUGAGGAAGCAGAUUAAGUUGUAUCCUUAAGGAGACUUUUAGAAAGAACAUGGCUGUUUGGUUUGAACUUGUGAUGCUCUGGGUACAGGACACUUUUUCAAACAACCAGGUCACCCUGCAUCUCUUAUGUGGCAUGAACUGCACUCACAUAUGUACUUGAUGAAAAUGAAGACAUCCAUACGGUCAUUCCAGAUGAAAAACUAAACAAAAUGUAUUCUACUUGUUCUAUUUUUUAUUUAUUUAUUUAUUUUUUUUGUCCAGUUGGUUUAUGUGGUUUUGAAUACUUGCUUUGACUUGAAACUGCUGAAAAGACAAUGAACAAACUGGGAUAAAUUAUUAACUGAAAUAGACUGAAAUUAUUAAAAGCAAUCAAUAAAUACAGUGUAGCUUGUAUAUUUAUAAAGUUGGUUUUGAAUAUUUGGACUUAACCUAGGCUAUGAAAAUUGUGUAUUUGCAAUGCAAAAUACAUACAGGGAAACAUGACAUCUUUGCGCACAUUGUUUUUCCCAUUAUAUAUUAGUAUUAGACAAGCGUUAGUCUCUAAAAUAUGAUCAUUCAAAGAAAUUCUGAAAUUAGUUGCAAAUCAGAAUUGGACAUGAAAGACUGCAGUGUAAAGUUUACCCACGGUGAUUAAAAAGAUAGAUUUGUUAAGUUUCCUUGAUUUAGAUCAGAUCCAUAAGCCAUAGUAUGUUUCAUGUAAUGCAUUCUGGAUACAUUUCAGUGAAAAAGAAGCUUGGGGAUUAGACCGUUUUCCGAGCCUGCCAUCUAUCAUUAAAAUUACAACACAAAGGCAAAGAGACAGGUCACAUUUACUUUUCCUCUGUAAACAAAGCCUCAAACAAAUUUGCUUUUUUCUAAGCCCAUUGAGGUGUGCAGGUUUAAAAAUUCAUUUGACAAACUCACUCCUCAGUCUAAUAGGAAAUUAUUAUUAUCUCAGUUGAUGGUUGACCCCAGGGUGGAAGAAGGUCAACAUGGCUGACAGUUCAGUUGCCACUGCAGCUCAAAAGGACAUGUGUUGGAGAGUGGGAGUUAAUGAGAAUUAUACAGGAUGUGACGCUGACCUCAGCUUCCCAUUAUCUCCUCAUCUGAUCAGACUUUUGUCUUUUAAUGUUUUACUUUCUCUGUUGCCCAUUUGAAGAUGUGAGGAAGACAACAAGCUAAUUUGAAAGAUGCACUUCCUGUUUUUGUUUUAGCACCCUCUGAACUGUUUUGAGUCAAAAGAACUGCGAUAAUAUUUAGGGAUUCUUGGGCACUUUUGGGGACUAAAGCAUAGUGAAAGUGUAGGCUGAGGUAAUAUGGCCGAUAAAAGAACAUGACACCAGAUUAAGGGCUUCAUUUUCAAAUAUCAGAUCUGUUUUAGAAGAAUCAUUGAAACUAAUGACAAAAGUAAUUUUGUAAGCCAAUAGCUUAAAAAAAACUAAUUGUAACCCAUAAUGUGAUUUACUUGUAUGUCAGCCGUCCAUUCAUACCAACAGCUGUCAGUAUUUUGAGACAAUUGAUUACCCAGUUUGGAAUGAAACUUCACAUUUCACAAAGGUGAAGGUCUGGUGAACAUUUGUUUAGUUAGCAAAGUUUGCUCGUAGGUGUCAAUGCUCUUGACCAGAACUGGCAUACUUGUGGCAAAAUGUUGUGGCAAACUGUUCAGUCUGCGCUUAUGUUAUUUUUGUUUGCUGGAGUCCAGUCAGGCUUCUAAAUGGACAUAUCAAGACAAAGACAGUAAGAGUGUUGUAUUGAAGACAAUGUGAAUGCCAGAAAUGUUUAUCAUUUUUAUUCCCACUACGGCUUUAUUUUAUUGGCUUGGUUCAUGGUCGUUCAUCUGUAUUAUAUAUUUUGUUUGUUUUCUUUGACAUUUUUUUGGCCUGAAUUUGUAAAUUUCUUUUGUAUAAUUAUUAUUCUGAUGAUUAUUUGUCUUGCAAAGUGUUGUUUAGAUCUGGUGAUGCCAUUACCAUUGGUUGUUUAGUUGUUUGAAAUGUGGUUACAUGAAAUAAAGGGACCAAAAUCUUGAA